This is a messenger RNA of Marmota monax (woodchuck), 1870 nucleotides long. RefSeq names its product activating transcription factor 5 (gene Atf5). Gene Ontology annotation, cellular component: nucleus. Gene Ontology annotation, biological process: regulation of transcription by RNA polymerase II. Lineage: Eukaryota; Metazoa; Chordata; Mammalia; Rodentia; Sciuridae. The transcript has 3 exons. Bases 334 to 1197 code for a protein of 287 amino acids. The record is from RefSeq and is a predicted model, not a curated record. Gene Ontology annotation, molecular function: RNA polymerase II transcription regulatory region sequence-specific DNA binding; DNA-binding transcription activator activity, RNA polymerase II-specific.
CAGUCCCCGAGGUUGCCUCAUUCCCCGUCCUCUGAUCACAGCCUCUCCUCACGCUACCGAGACGCCGCCUCCGCCCGCGUAGCCUCGGCCAUGGCUCUGUAGCCGCGACCCAUUAGUGCCCCCGGCUCCUCUCCGCGCUUACCGCGCCAACGCUCUCCGCUUCCACCGUCUUUCUUCAAUCGAGGCAGCCGCCGCCUCUUCUUUCCACAGCCAUGGAGUACUCCACUUUUGCCUUGGUGCCUGUCUUUGCCCAGCUGAGCAGCCCACAGAGCCUCCUCCCAGCUGUUGGUGUAACCUCUUCUGCCUUCGGUGCCCAGCGCCUGUGCCACAGUCAUGUCACUCCUGGCGACCCUGGGGCUGGAGCUAGACAGGGCCCUGGUCCCAGCUAGCGGACUGGGCUGGCUGGUAGACUAUGGGAAACUCCCCCUGGCCCCUGCCCCCCUGGGCCCCUAUGAGGUCCUUGGGGGAGCCCUGGAGGGUGGGCUUCCAGGGGGAGGAGAGCCUCUGGCAGGUGACGGCUUCUCUGACUGGAUGACUGAGCGAGUUGAUUUUACAGCCCUCCUCCCCCUGGAGGCUCCCUUGCCCCCAGGUGCCCUGCCCCCACCUUCCCCACCUCCCCCUGACCUGGAAGCCAUGGCUUCCCUGCUCAAGAAGGAGCUGGAGCAGAUGGAAGACUUCUUCCUUGAGGGCCCACUCCUCCCUCCACCUUCACCACCACCCCCACCCCCACCCCCACCCUCCCUCCCCCUCCCCUUCCCCACUUUUGACCUCCCCCAGCCCCCUGCCCUGGAUACCCUCGACCUGCUGGCCAUCUACUGCCGCAGCGAGGUUGGACAGGAGGAUGUGGGCUUGGUGCCCCUGGCCCCACCUCAGCAGCAGCAGCAGCCUCCUCCUCCUCCUCCUCCUCCUCUUCCUCCUCCUCCUCAGUCCUCUCGCCCAACUCCCUAUCCAAAUCCUGCUACCGCCCGAGGGGACCGCAAGCAGAAGAAGAGAGACCAGAACAAGUCAGCAGCUCUGAGGUACCGCCAGAGGAAGCGGGCAGAGGGCGAGGCCCUGGAAGGCGAGUGCCAGGGGCUGGAGGCGAGGAACCGGGAGCUGAGGGAGAGGGCUGAGUCGGUGGAGCGGGAAAUCCAGUACGUCAAGGACUUGCUCAUCGAGGUGUAUAAGGCCCGCAGCCAGAGGAUCCGCAGCAGCUAGGGGCUAGGCCUUUGGGUUCUAGGGGCUGCUCAUCAGCUCAGGUCCAUUUUUGUCCUGGGGCUGAGGUGGGAGGAGGGGUCCUCCUGCAUCCCUUGGCCUCUAUCCUUAUUCUGCCCCCCCCCACACCUGCUUUUGUCCUUGUCUCCUCUUGCCUAUUCUGGAUUUUGUGCCCCUCAUGGGAAUGUUUAGCCUUAGUCAACACUGACACCCUCCACUACAGUGAGGAGCCAGAGCCCACAGGGAGCUCAGAGCAGUGGGAGCCAGGAGCCCUGCUCUCUCAAAUUUCGAAUUAGUGGCUUCUUGCAGGUGCCCUUGGUGGGGUGGACUGACUACAAGACAGAGCAGGCUUGUGAGGCCAGGAAGACAUGCAGGGAGACUGUGCAAAUAAAACCCAAGUGGGGGGCGGGGAAGGGGACCCAUGUAAUAUAGGUGAAAAAGCAAGCCAAGUGUCCUUGGGAAUCGUUUCCUGGAGGGAGCCACAUACACAGAGCAGGCAGAUCUGCAGGCCAAUGGGGAGGAAGGGGGAUGGCUAUAGUUAGUGACUGGGGGAUCAUUUAGCUCUGGGAGAAAAAUCAGUGUUUUGUGAAGGUUUGUGGGGAGGGGCUGCAUCUAGGUGAGGGGGUGUGAUCCUUUGGGAGAUUGUGAGCAGAAAUAAAAGUGGAGUUUUCUCUGA